This is a messenger RNA of Dentiscutata heterogama, 547 nucleotides long. NCBI's taxonomy places the organism in Eukaryota, Fungi, Glomeromycota, Glomeromycetes, Diversisporales, Gigasporaceae. The record is from the annotation of a GenBank genome assembly.
CCAAGCCACUCAAGCCCGUGACUCAAGCCCAACUCAAGCCCGUGACUCAAGCCUGACUCAAGCCCAUGACUCAAGUCCCAUUCAAGCUCGACUCAAGCCCGUAACUCAAGCCCAAUCACCAUUGUUGGAAGAUUUCGAUGAUUUUAUUGGGAAGUUCGAAACUACCUUCGGGGACUCGGACAAGAUCAGAACAGCAGCUACUAGGAUUAGAAAACUUACCCAGGGAUCCAAAUCAGCCUCAAGCUACACUUCAGAGUUUCGUCAAAUCUCUAGUAAUCUGGAUUGGGGCAAAGUGGCAUUAAUCGAUCAAUUUUUAAUUGGGCUUAAAAACAAUAUGAAAGACCUAUUACUUACUAUGAAAGAUUCUACAUCAUUAAACGAUACAAUAUCUAAGGCAGGUGAUUUAGUAACCAAUUAUAGUAGAUCCAGUUUAACCCCAGAGCCAAUACAAAUCGAUUCAACAAGGGCAAGGACUUUUUCAGAAGAAGAAAAGCAGAGACAUGGGCCAAUAAUCUCUGCCUAUACUGUGGCGAACCUGGGCAUAUAG